Messenger RNA from Austrofundulus limnaeus, 3981 nucleotides. RefSeq names its product bromodomain-containing protein 3. NCBI's taxonomy places the organism in Eukaryota, Metazoa, Chordata, Actinopteri, Cyprinodontiformes, Rivulidae. The record is from RefSeq and is a predicted model, not a curated record. Gene Ontology annotation, biological process: regulation of DNA-templated transcription; chromatin remodeling. Gene Ontology annotation, cellular component: nucleus; chromatin. Bases 687 to 3674 code for a protein of 995 amino acids. The transcript is spliced from 20 exons.
ACACACACACACACACACACACACACACACACACACACACACAGGUGGGUUGGACUGAAGUCACCAGUAGGCCAGAUUUGGCCCAACAUUUUUAUUUCAAACUUUGCCAUUAUUUACGGAAAUCAACAAACAUCUGUCUGUUUGCAAACUAUCUCAAGAACCACUGAAUUCUGGAGUCAAGUUAUGAUUUGUCCUCAAAAUAUAUCUCAAACAGAAUCUCACAGACGGGUUGGAUUCGAGACAAGCCCAACAACAACACGUUUUCUGAGCCCCACCCGAAGUUCACCUGUCCGUUAAUGGAAACCGGUCCCUGAACGCAGCACCUGCUACCACGAGCUGCUGUUGUUGAGAGUGGCAAAAACGUUUUUUGUCACGAUGGCUUUCUAACCGAUAGCUCAACAGAGACCUAACUUGACAACGAAUUACCAUUUUGCGCUUAAUUCGACCAAAAACGGACUUGAUUUUUUUCCAUUGAACGACAGUAAACACGCCAAACAGACGCGUGUGACAUUGAGUCCAAUCAGUCGUGGAGUCUGACGGAAGCUUAAAUCUGGAGGUUGACGUCGCUACGUCUGUCCCCGAAGAGCUGAGCUUCAAGGCCGCUCAGGGAAGUGUGUGAUGAGCUUUGAGCUACAGCAAAACAUUCUCUGGGCCUGGUCUCCCUGUCUCUACCUUUGGACAACAAGAUGGCUGAUGUCAACGGCUGUGCCACCGUGAGUGGAAAUCCACCCCCACCGGAGGUCCUAAAUCCCAAGAAGCCUGGGCGAUUAACCACUAAGCUCCUGUACCUGGAGAAUGUGGUGAUGAAAGCUGUGUGGAGUCAUCACCUUUCGUGGCCUUUUCAGCAACCUGUUGAUGCUGUAAAAUUCAGAAUCCCAGAUUAUUAUACAAUAAUCAAAUGUCCAAUGGAUCUGGGCACUAUCAAGAGUCGACUGCAGAACAGAUAUUACUGGGAAGCAUCAGAAUGUGUGAAAGACUUCGAAACCAUGUUCUCAAACUGUUAUAGGUACAACCAGCCUAGAGACGACGUUGUUGUUAUGGCACAGGCCUUGGAAAAAGUUUUCUUGCAGAAAUUGUCCAAAAUGCCAAGUGAUGAAGAGUUGAUCACUACAGUGGAGCCAGUUAAAGUGAAAAAGACAAAUGCAGGUUCAGUAAAGCAGAGAUCCCAAAUGUCAGAAGAUGUUCUGAAGCAGACGGUAACGUUUCUUCCUCCUGCUGUGCCUCAGAUCAACACACCCAACCAGCUGUCCGCAAAAACCACAAAAACGGCAAAAAAAAGUUUGAAGAGGAAAGCAGACGUUGCCACUCCCGCUGCCUCAGUCAUCAGCAGGAAUGAGAUAUCUACUGGAGGGGACAUUUUAGCACCGUUCACAUUGUUGAACAAAGCAAACAGAAGGCCCAUCAAGCCGUCCAAGAAAAACGUACCCGAGUUUGAAGACAAGAGAGUCAGACAGCCUGAGCAGCUGAGCUACUGCAGCAGUGUCCUUAAGGAGAUGCUCUCGAAGAGGCACUGUUCAUACGCAUGGCCCUUUUAUACACCGGUCGAUGCAGUUGCUUUGGGUUUGCAUGACUACCAUGACAUCAUCAAGCAGCCUAUGGACCUGAGCACCAUCAAGAAAAAAAUGGACCAACAAGAGUAUGCAAAUGCCAAGGAGUUUGCUGCUGAUGUCCAGUUGAUGUUUUCCAACUGCUACAGGUACAAUCCUCCAUCAGAUGAGGUGGUCCACAUGGCAAGAAAACUGCAGGUAGUGUUUGAGGCUCGAUGUCUGAAUAUUCCUCAAGAACCAGAUCGCUGUGCCGUGUCUGUUCAGAACAGGAAAGGAGGCAGAGCUGAAAGUCUCAUAACUCCUGAUAGCUCUGAAAGUGACAGCUCCUCAGAGUCAGAGGGGUCCUCAGAUACCGUUUCCAUUCAGCUUGUUCAACUAGAGGAGAAGUUGAAAGCUGUCAGUGAACAGCUGAAGAGACUGACCCGAGAACCUUUGUUGAAACCUAAGAGGAAGGAGAAGCUGAAAAAGGAAAAACGAUGUUGUGAAAAAGACCUUGCUCGAUUAAAGAACAUGUCUACAAAGUACAAAUCUGUUGUAGAUACAGUUGCAAAAUGCAAGAGCACUUCUUUACAUGGAGGCAACCAUAAUUUCAGCAAGCCAGUGGUGUGUGAGAAAUUCUCAACACCACUGACCUAUCAGGAGAAGAUCCAGUUAAAAUCUGACCUUGACAAGCUGCCUUGUGACAAACAUCAUGAUUUGCUGAGUAUUGUUAACUGCAGGGAGACUUCUACACAAGAAAGUUUACUGGGAGAAGUUGAGUUAAACUUAGAAAUGUACAAGACGACCACAUUGAGAGCCCUUCAGAGAUUUGUUGCAUCAUAUUACAGUAAAUGUAACAGUGGUGGCAAACGAAAAACCCUGAAGCCCAAAGGAGGAAAGCUGACUGACAAAAUAAAAGACAGAAAACGAAUAAUCAGCAAUAGAUGUGCAACUAAAAAACAAAAGCCACUGAUCCUGACCUUUCCUGAACGGACCUGCCUCCCAUGCCUCAGUGGCAGCAGCAGUUCAUCAUCCAGUUCUGGCAGCAGCAGCAGUUCUAGUUGUACAUCUUCUAGCUCUUCUGACAACGGUGACUCUGAAGCAGUGCCUGAAACCACGAUGAACAAAUGGAAAGACUUUUGCCAAAAAGUUAAACAAAAGGUGACACAUGAUGCCAGCAGUAAGCAGGCGACAGGAACCAAGGAUUUGAUGAAGGCUUCAGUCAGAACAUCACAGCCUGUUUCUCCUGCCAUCUCCAGGGUUGCAGAAAAUGAAUGCAACCACAUCCAUCAAAAUGCAGACCUGAGCUGUGAUGAGCUGAUUUUCUCCCCUCAAGAUUUGUCUGCCUUUUUAUCCCCACUGAUAUCUCCUGAAAUUUUGCCUGACUUGGUCACUACCGGAUUUGAGCAGGGUCCAGUGCUAUCCCCUCUCAGCGAAAGUCCAUUGCAUUUGAAAAAUGCAACAAAUGGCAUGAUCGUGCCAGAUUUCAGGAGCUUUGAGGAUGUUUGUGAUGGUCACAUGACUCACAGCAGUACUGAAAGGAACUCUGCUGACAAGGAAAAGCCAACAGUUCCUAAAAAGAAAAAGGAAAUUUUUCUUAAGUACCCAGAGUCUUGGGCGAGAUUGAUAAGCCAGUCAAUUACUUCAGCUGCAGUCAAGCCGUCCAAAGAGAGAUUCCAGCAAUCGACAAAAUCACCUAAAGAGACAGAAGAACAUGAGCGCGAGCUGAAGAACCAUCCUCCAGAGAAAAACAAUCCGACUGAGACUACGAAUAAGAUCAGCCUUUCAGACUCUUGGAAAGCGGAGCCUGACAAAGGGGGUCCUGAUGUGCGGGAGACGUGCGGAGUCGCUGCCUCAGACGUUCCCAAACAGAAUGAGCAGCAAAGGUCUCAGAACAAAACGAGCCCUCAGACCCAGCAGUCCUGUGCGAAUAAAAAGAGGGAGAGCGCUCGUAUGUUGGAGCAGGAGCGUCGCAGGAGAGAGGCUAUGACUGGUGUUGAUCUGAUGAGGCACUGGGAAGUCAUGACUGCAUUCGAACUCGAAAUGGACAAUGAACUGAUUCCUUUUUCUCCAUUUCAAAACAUGAACAGUGCCUUUCAUCAGCAAUACACAUUUGUGUCGUAUGGAGACAAAAAUGGAGAAUUGUGAGGCAUGAAAAUGCUAAAAUACAACGAUUUAUUUUGGAAUUGAAGAUUGUCACUAAUGCACUUGAAACUUUGAUUAGUAAAAGCACUGCUAUCACACAUUUCCUGUUUAUUUUUAAGUUGGUCCCCAGUUUAUCUUGUUUUUUUGUCUAAUGCUUUAAGUUUGUUUAACUUAAGUGAAUUUCUGCUGUUUCUAUUAUUGUGGGGUCAUGACGUUAUCUCUACGUGUGCUGCUGCUGCACAUUGUUGCUCAGAUGACUCUGGUUGUUCAAAAGUUGAUUUGUGCUUUAGUUGUACAUUCUGGAUUUUUU